UUAGGCUGUUCAGCAGUCGAGAUCCUGAUUUAAGCGGUAGUGCCACACAGCAAACAAUAGUACACAGCUUCAGAGUUGUACUUACACCGCGACUGUCACGGAGACUACGUGCCUCAUACCCGCCUCCUUUCCUCUAAGCCCUUAAUAUUCUAAAUCAUUCAAAUGUCGCUCCUAGAACGUCUGAACGUCCCAAUGGACAGCGCCCCUUCCAUAGGCCCCAUUCGUUCAAAAUCAGGCAGUCGCUCAUCGCCAUACGUCAACCCGCGUCGCAUACCUCAGAACCGACCGAACCGAACGCCAAAAGGCGAUUCGGACGCUCAAUGGUCGCAUGAUCUCUACGAAGACCCAGACAAGCCUUCUCUAUCCUCGAGACUCACCCUGAACGCUGCUCAGCCUCGUAAACCUGAUUCGCGACUUGCGCAGCGCGCGCUUAGGGAUGCUACAGGAGACAGUAAGGGCCUGAGCAUCAAAGGCGCUAGCUCAGCGCCGUUGGGGAAUGUGGUUGAGGUGAAAGGUCUUGUACGAGGCACCACUGCGGCUGAUGUGGAGGCCAUUUUUAAACGCUGCGGCACAAUAGUUUCCUCUGAGACUGCAUCUGCAAAGGCGUCUGAGAACGUCAUCGUGCGCCUCACAUUCAAACAAGUCGCGCAUGCGGACGCAGCUGUGGCCAAGUUCAAUGGUCAGCCUGCAGACGGGAAAAUCCUGCAAGUGAACAUCGUGGGCACGAAAGCGAUUGGUUUGUCAGGACGACUCGGUGGAGUGGACAUCGUAGAUGAUAGUGUGGACGUUCUUAUGGAAGGUAGUGAUGAAAGCGCAUCAAAAAUGAGGUCGGAUUCAAUCAUAGCCUCAGAUCCUCGAGCGUCUGUCUUGGUUGCGCCACCAGGUACAGACCCAAAGCAUUACAGCCAGCAGUCAAAUUCUCGUCCGGAUGCGCAGAAGUGGCACCGUGGCGGCAGAGGCCGUGGUCGGGGAGGUCGUGGCAGGAGAGGUGCAGGAGGUGCAGGCAUGGAGAUUGACUAAGGGACGAAUCUUCUUGGGUAUGGAAUGGAUGAAAUAGUAUGAACAUCCACUUGCGUUGGAUUCACCUGCAUCAUCUUGUGUGCAAAUUAUCUUAGCAUAUGUAUUUUGCCUUGUGCUUAUAACCCA
Molecule: messenger RNA, 1146 nt
Organism: Suillus paluster
Lineage: Eukaryota; Fungi; Basidiomycota; Agaricomycetes; Boletales; Suillaceae
Exons: 4
Coding region: 163-1020 (285 amino acids)
Molecular function (GO): RNA binding
Source: RefSeq, a predicted model, not a curated record